This is a messenger RNA of Clonostachys rhizophaga, 690 nucleotides long. NCBI's taxonomy places the organism in Eukaryota, Fungi, Ascomycota, Sordariomycetes, Hypocreales, Bionectriaceae. The record is from the annotation of a GenBank genome assembly.
AUGGUUGGUGACAAGACAAGGCUUCAUAUGAUUCUGCGCAAAUGGCACUGGCUGACCUUGAAACAUGUAGCUCUUCCAGCGAGGGUGCUUAUUUUCCAUGCCGGCACCGCCCGCACAACUUUCAUUGCCUUGUUAAAGGUCACCUCGCUCUUCAUCGGAGCAUUCUUCUGUGGGAUCGUGGUGCCUACCUACAUCAAGUCCGAGAAGCCGGCCUGGGACACAGCUCAGGUUUUGCUCUGCGGCAUUGUGCCCCCUAUCUUCGUCGCCUUCACAACUGCAUCCUUCGUGACACAUGUUCACGUCAAUCUGCCUUCUCAGGCCCGGGCUUCCAAGGCGGUCCUUGAGCGGUUCAUCCGCUCCGAGAUGCCUCCCUCGACCAAGGUCACCCUCACGACGAUGAGCUUCAUCGCCAAGCCCAGGCAGAGCACCAUGGCAGCUGGGGAUCUCCUACCAGCCAAGCGACGCUUCGGCCUUAUUAACUAUAUUCGACGCCCGGAUUCGGCAGCACAGGAGAAUGCAAAUCGCAAGUGGUAUAUGUGGCGUGCUGUUGAUAAAUUCUAUAUCCAGGAGGGACGUCCUGGACAGCCACGCAAGGUAAGGUAUCAAACACCAAAACCAGACCUCGUUCAAUGGUGGAUCUGGGAAGCUAUCCAGCAGAAAAUUCCAAAAGAUCUCCCAGCGUCUAAAUAA